AUGGAGGAAGUUCAUGUCGCUCCAGAUUAUGGAAAAGCCGAGGAAGAGGAGGAGAGGGAGAGGGGGAGGAGGCUGGUAUUGCCCUCUUGUCCUAAGGUGACUUUGCCUUUGCUUCUUUAUUUCAAAAUGGCUUUCAUACUGCGUGUUUCGGUAAAGAGGAAGAAAAGAUCAAUUGGCGCUACACAAAAAAUGAGGAUUGGCCUUAACAGUUAUAAAGCAGCAAAUAUCCCCUGCAAAUUUCGGCGCACGACAUACAAUGUUCUCAACUUUGGGGCCAAACCUGACGGCAGAACCGACUCAACCAAGUCUUUCCUCGGCACUUGGGCUGCAGCUUGUGGCUCAGUUAAACCGGCCACGAUCUACGUGCCACGGGGAAGGUACUUGCUUCACAAAGCACACUUUGCAGGCAAUUGCAAGAACACUGCAAUAACUAUCAUUAUUGACGGCACCCUCCUAGCUCCCUCAGAUUACCAUGUUAUCGGAAAUGCUCAUAACUGGGUCCUAUUCGAGGGAGUCAAUGGAGUUUCUAUACGUGGUGGGAUGCUUGAUGGCCAAGGGGCUGGUUUGUGGGCAUGCAAGGCCACCGGCAAGAGUUGCCCUAGAGGUGCCACGACACUGGGCUUUACUGACUCAAACAACAUCGAAAUCAAUGGAUUAACUUCGCUAAACAGCCAGAUUUUUCACAUCGUCAUCAAUGGCUGCCACAAUGUCAAGCUGCAAGGAGUGAAGGUCUUGGCUUCCGGCAACAGCCCGAACACUGAUGGCAUUCAUGUGCAAUUAUCAUCAGGCGUCACAAUCUUAAACAUCCAAUAUUGGUACAGGUGA
Messenger RNA from Ilex paraguariensis (yerba mate), 825 nucleotides. The record is from the annotation of a GenBank genome assembly. Lineage: Eukaryota; Viridiplantae; Streptophyta; Magnoliopsida; Aquifoliales; Aquifoliaceae.